Hylaeus volcanicus is the source of this 10611-nucleotide messenger RNA. RefSeq names its product axotactin (gene axo). Lineage: Eukaryota; Metazoa; Arthropoda; Insecta; Hymenoptera; Colletidae. The transcript is spliced from 29 exons. Bases 4228 to 10224 code for a protein of 1998 amino acids. Gene Ontology annotation, molecular function: serine-type endopeptidase inhibitor activity. The record is from RefSeq and is a predicted model, not a curated record.
AACGGUUGCUCUGAAGAUCUCGAAAAUAAUCUAAUUAUACGAAGAAGAGUUUACGAGUAGUUUAACUGAUGGAUCCGAGGAAGUAUAGUUAUGUUAAUCUACAAUUUUAUAGUAGCUUCUAUAGUCAUGAUAACGUAUUGUUUUAUAGUGAAUUGAGUCAGGUCUGGGUUAAUCACAAGAAGAAGUGUAGUUGAAGUAUAGUUGAAGUAUAGUUGAAGUAUAGUUGAAGGAUAGUUUAAGUAUAGUUGAAAUAACCCGAGGAAGUAUAGUCUUAUCAAUCUAGAAUUUCAUACUAGCUUCUAUAGUCAUAUUAACCUAACGUUUUAUGGUCAAUUGAGUUAAGUCUGGGUUAAUCAUAAGAAGAAGUAUAGUUCAAGUAUAGUUCAAGUAUAGUUUAAGCAUAGUUUAAGUAUAGUUGAAGGAUAGUUUAAGUAUAGUUGAAAUAACCCGAGGAAGUAUAGUCUUAUCAAUCUAGAAUUUCAUAGUAGCUUCUAUAGUCAUAUUAACCUAACGUUUUAUGGUCAUUUGAGUUAAGUCUGGGUUAAUCAUAAAAAGAAGAGUUGAAGUAUACCUUAAUUGAUGAAUUCGAGGAAGUAUAGUCUUAUUAAUUUAGAAUUUCAUAGUAGCUUCUAUAGUCAUGUUAACCUAUUGUUUUAUGGUCAAUUGAGUUAGGUCUGGGUUAAUCACAAGAAGAAGAGUUGAAAUAUAGUUGAAUUAUAGUUGAAGUAUAGUUGAACUGAUGAACCCAAUGAAGUAUAACCUAGGUAAUCUAAAAUUUCAUAUAAGCUUCCAACCUAAACCUAACAUUUUAUACUCAACUAGAUCCCCAACUAUUUUCAGUUCCAACAAAAUGAAAACAUACACAAUCAUAUAAUUAUUCAGAAUCGAUGACAAAAUUUAUUUACACGUUUUUUGCCUGCUUCACUUCGUGGAUCAGGAUUAGGUGACCCAGUUAAAAUGUUUUUGACCAAAAUCUUUGGCUUAUGAUUAAAAGCCCGGGGAAAGCAACGCAAACGGGACAUUUUUAAAGCGUGACGCGCGCAACGGUGACUCGAGUUCCAGCGUGCUCGGUAAUUAUUAAUCGCACCAAUUAGGAGGUCCUCGAACGCUCAAUCUCGUUCGUGAAAUAUAUUCUUCGGAGAUAGUGAUUUCUUUUGUUAUUUAUUAAAUGAGCGUACUCGAUGGCUUGAACUUUACAUCUUACGAUAAAUUAUUUCGGCGGUGACUAAUAAUAUUGUGACUCUUAAUCUACACUUCAGAUUUAGCUUGACAACCGCAACAAGUUACACGUGUUUACCAAUACGCAACAUUAUAUAAUAUAGUCAACUAAACAACGAUGUUUAUAGUAGACAGCGUAGCUGUACUAACUGCAGUGGUUUUUAGUUUGUUGCAAUUACUUUGACUUUAAAAUGGUCCUCGACAAAAUACAACUAUCUUUGCAAAAAUUUCAUUUAUUUAGCUACGAUAAAAUUAGAUUCUCUUCGUUGCAAUUUAAGCAUUUAUUUAAUUAUUUUCUUUUACAUACAGUAAUCUAGAUAUAAACGCUUACAAUUACACAGAGCCAUCAAUAAGACUAUCUUCUACACGCAACAAAAAUAUUUGCACAUAAAUUAAAUAAUUAAGCAGCUUGUCAGAAGCAAAGAUUCUCCAUCGUCGUUGUAUCAAUUAAAUCAAAUUUUAGAUUAAUCUUAACUAAUUCUUAACUCUUUUCACACCACUUUCUCCAUUUUUUAUUUCACUCUCGCUGAUACUGGGUUAUCAACUACUCGAUUGAUAUACUAUUGUUAUUCUAGACACAAUGUAGUCUUAUCAAUAACUUGUUAUGUAUCUAGCGAUGACCUGAUUAAUGGUCGAAAGCGUUUACACGCAGAUUACGUAAACAUAUCCCAUCUAAAGAAGAAUAAUUAAUGAGUGCUUCAAUUACAAUUAGCAAGAUCUUCAAUUUUCUCUUUCUCUCUUUCUCUUUCUCUCUUUCUCGACGUAAGUUCUCUGACAAACUGUGUCACAUUAUUGACAUCCAGAUUAAAAGUUUAACACCCCUCGAAAACAAUUAGUUUCCGUCGCGUUCGUUAAGACUCCCUUGUUUCAUCGACUCGCAUCGACCCUUAAAUCCCUAAACUUCAUUCGCGCCACAUCCAGCCGAUCGAACAAUAGUUGCACAAUAGAAUCAAAUGAUUCACCCGACUAAUUCACGCUUUCCAUUGCUAUGCGCGCUGGACGCACAGAUUCUAGGAGACAGGCUUCCUUUAUGCAAAUUGUAAUCGUCUCCCUUCAAAGGUUAAGAUCGUUGUAGCGCCCUACGUGACUUCCGGUCGCCCAGCAGCCUCUCUUCCUUCUUAAUUCUUAAACGAAAUCGACGUGUUCAGUGAAACAAGGAAUAAUUUUCCCGUCUAUGAAUCACUAUUCGAUGUUAGGUAGUAGUCUCGUGAUCGGGAUAAAUUAUCCACCCUUUAUAAUUAUUUCCACGUCUUCCAUCUAAUCGUUUUAAUUCAACUUUCGCUAUUUUUAAUUCAAUUUUUCAUUCAACUUUCCUGUAUCUUCGACCUGCUAUUUUCAAUUGGACUUUCUUUAAAUUGCGUUGGUAGCGCUCCAUUGUAAAUUUUUCAACUUUCAGUAUUCUUAAUUCAAUUUUUAAUUCAACUUUACCGUAUCUUCGACCCACUACUUCCAAUUCGACUUUCUUCGCGUUGGGAGCUCCAUUGUAAAAUUAAUAAAAUUAAAUUUUAGAAAUUCGUACGCACUUUAUCCUCGAUUAAGUAAUUUCGAUAUUUUUAUUCUGGGUUAUUCUUAAUCUCAACUAUUUUUGCAACAUCUGAUCUCGACGAUCUUCUUCUGUGAGAGAUUGUUGUACGUUCAGCAACUGUAAUUAAUCGCGAGUGGUACGCUCGAUGCGAAUGGGAGGGUGAAUUUGAUUGCUCAUUAGGCAAAUGAAGAACAGGCGUUCUCCGGGUUCUUAGGAAGGUUACUCUUUAAAACACGGCCGCUACAAUGACCCAGUCGCCAGGUUUGCUCGAUAUAUCGAUUUUGCGAGGACAACAGAAGGAGUGCCCACGAGGAGUGUUCCGCCUUACUGCCUCAAAAUAAGAAACGCGAUACUAUUUCGAAUAAAAAAAGCAUCGUCAAACACAUCUAAAUAACGUAUUACCAAUAAUCCAUACAGGUAUUAAAAGAGCAUAAGGUCGAUCGAGAAUGAACGUGCGGCGUUGGUUUUAUUCGUGAUCAAUUAUUCAAGAGAACUUCUACCUGCCUUUACUAAAAUGUUAGGUCGUUUCAUACAUUCGUGCCUCUUAUUUUUCUGUUAUUCCAAUUGACAUAUGAAAAUAUUCAAAUUACCUAGGAAAAUUUCUCUCGUUUUACGAUAUUUUCUCAUCUUUCUGACAUAGUCAUUAUACAGUCUCUAUACAAUUUUUGUAGUUUUAUUUAUUAAGUAUUUUAUUAAGUAUCGCCUCAAUCUACAGAACGAAUUUAUGGGACGACCUAAUAUUUACGACUGUAGCAUUAGUAAACAAAAUAAGCUUCAAUCCACUGCUUUUAAUCGGACUAAUUACUAUCGAGACAUCCUGAUACCUUCGAUAGACCGAAAUAUUUUAAUGAAAAAUGAUCGUGAAUGAUCGAGUGAAAUGUUUCGCAAGUAAACGGGGAGGAAUCGUGAAGGGUUAAAGGGUUACGCGAAAAAGCGUCGGUGGCGGCUGAACCCGCAAUGAUAGUCAAUAAACAGUGAGUAAGAGAGAGCACCAGUCGGAGUGGCAUUAAUAAAUUAGUGUCUAGUUGGUACAAGCAGCGGCAGCAGCGGCAACAGGAGCAUCGACAGAAGCCGGAGGAACAACAGAUAGAAGAGGAAGACGAAUAGGAAGAGGUGGAGGUGAUGACGAUGACGGGUACAAUCAUGGACACCGACCACCAUUCGAUUCUCUCACUCGCUAAAUUUCAAGCGUAGUCGAUCAAAGCUGUUCGAAUCAUCUUGAGUCGGUGACGAGGAUGAAUUCGGAGGAGAGAAGGUGGUGAAGGCAUCGAGCGAACAAGGAGGAGUGGACGCGGUCGUCGCGGUCUCUAAACGCGACAGAGCGCGUGUCGUUCGUGUGGGAUCGGAUCCCUCGGUGUGUGUCAGUGCGAAGGAAGACAAUUGACUCGCCGCCGUGCUUGCCGGGGGCCUUCUGACGUCACAUCCUGUCCUCUGGCUAGUCGCGAUCUCGUUUGGACCACGGCACGUCAAGCGAACGAACAACGAUGACCGACCACAACAAACGGAUCCUCAGGGUCCUCGUUUGGGCGAACGUUUACGCGAUGAUCCUGGCGAACCUAACCGAAUCGUCGGAAACGGACCUGUCCGACGAUACGGACGCGUUCACCACGACCAAGAGAACGUUUCCCGACAGGUGCCUGGUGAAAACUGAGCCAGGUCCGUGCAAACAGUACGUCCACAAGUGGACGUUUAACAAGACUGAGGGAAAAUGCAGGGUGUUCCCCUAUGGCGGCUGUCUUGGGAACGAGAAUCGCUUCAACUCGGAAGCUGAGUGCCUCCACUAUUGCGUAGGCGGUCCUGAACAUACGUUGCCGCCUUAUUUAGUAACAAAAGCGAGUGUGUUUGUGACGAGCACUGGGACAACAAGCACGCUGCCUCCUACAACCACUCCGAGGGUAACGUUCUCGCCUACUGUACCGACGAGACCACCUGUACCGAAGUACAAAAGAGGAAAGGAGCUAACUUUCAUGGAGUCUGGCUACGAGAAGACCUUCAUGUUCGCCCAGAGCAACACGUUCAUCCAGCUUGACGGCAGUGGCAUCAAACCGUUCCAACUCAGACUGUGCCGCGAGAUAUCCUUCAAGUUCCGCACGAAGCUACCGCACGGUCUGCUGGUCUACCACAGCGUCAAGGAUCGACCAGAGGGUCUGGAUCCGUAUGCUCUGUACGUGAUCGUCGAGAAGGGUCAAUUAAAAGUUGUCCACGUGUUUGGAAAACGAUCGACUAGCUUGACGGUGGGCGAGGGCUUGAACAGGGACGAGUGGCACAGCGUUCUGGUGAGGAUAGACGUCCACGGUGCGAAAUUGAUCGCCAGAGUGGACGACAAACAGGAAGAGACCACCCUCAAAGUUCUGGAACACGUGAUCAAUUAUGGAGUCUCCGAGGAACUCGCGUCUGUCGUCCUUAUUGGAGGAUUGAGUUCCGAAGAGCGGCUGCACGGCGUGAAGUACAUAAUAGAAUCCUUCGUGGGAUGCAUAAGAGACAUGGUUCUCAGUUCAGGGAAAUCAGCCAGUGAUCUGUUACCCAUUCAACCUCUGAUCGCCACGAAGCACGAGAACGUGAAAGAGGGCUGCAUCGACAAAUGCAGGACACGAGAGAAUCUUUGCUUCAUUUCCACUCAGUGCGUGAAUCACUACAACAGUUUGACUUGCGACUGCUUUGGGACAAAGUACGAGGGAGAACGUUGCGAUGUGUACACGGCUACAAUUUUAACGCUGAGAGGCUCGUCGUACGUAUCCUUUCGCGUGUACGACUGGAAAGACAGAGUUCACUCAUCCGUCAACAGGAUAAGCCUUUCGUUCAAGACAAAGUGGGACGACUCAGCCCUAUUCUACGCGUCUGGCGAGAUCGAUGGGACCCCGCACUACGUGGCAGCCUCCAUCGUGAAUGGAUCGGUGCACGUCGCCCUAGAUUUCGGGCACAACUCGAAAAUUGCCACGGUGCUCGGUGAUUACAUCACUGCGAACCACUGGAACAAUCUCACGAUAUUCCACAACGGGACCCUGGUGUUCGUCAGCCUGGACGACGAGACGAAAGUGCUGGAGGUUCCUGGAGAAAAUUACAAUAUGAUCAUCGAUCCUGAAAUUUACAUCGGCGGCGGGCCCGAGCUGCACAAGAAGAAGGGUCUCCUUUCGCACAAUAAUUUCGCAGGCUCGCUGAAAUACGUUUUCUUCAACGACAAGUCCAUCAUCUACGAAUUGAAGCGAUCCAAUCCCAUGGUGCACUACAUCGGCGUCUUGGAGCCUGAAUAUUACGAGGCAGACGUCGACGUAAUUCCGAUAACGUAUCCCUUCGCUGGUAGCCAUAUUUGGUGGCCGAUAGAGCGAACCGACUCGCUGAAGUUGAAUUUCGAUUUCAAAAGUUAUAAGCCCGUGGCAGUGGUGGCGUCUGGUGACGUGAAGAGCAAUCGAGGCCUCGGAUACUGGGAGCUUCGUCUGGUCAACGACGAGAUCCGUUUCCAACUGAUCCCUGUGUUGUUGGAGAACGUGACGGUCUCGGCUGCCGUCAAGUUUCCACCGUACAACACAUCCUGGCACGCGGUUGAGUUGAAUUACACGAAAGGGGAGCUCAGCGUCCUGGUGGACUACAGGAACAAGCAGAGUAAGCUGUUCUCCAUGACCUUCGAGCUUGGCGACAAAGUGAUCAUCGGGAGUGGGAAAAGCAACGCAGGUCUGGUUGGCUGCAUGAGAGAAAUACGAGUGAACGAUGAGAGGAUAGAGCCUAGAUACGUUGUCAACACCGAAAGAGUCAUCGGAGAGGUUGCCUUGGACAACUGCCAGUUCGUGGACCCCUGCACGAGACCGAACACCUGCGAGCAUGGCGGCAAAUGCUCUGUAAAGGAGGACAGGAUCACCUGCGAUUGCACAGACACUGGGUACAUGGGGAAAAACUGUCAUUUCGCUCAAUAUAGAAAGACUUGCGAGGAGCUAGCUCUACUAGGCUACACCCUAGACGACGUCUACAAGAUCGACAUCGACGGAAAUGGCAGAUUUCCGCCUGCCCUCGUGAAAUGCGAAUUUCAAUCCAUCGAGGACUCCACGAAAACCAUAGUGGAACAUAACUUACCCUCGCAGGUCGACGUGAGAUCCAUUUCCGAAUCUGACUUCUCCUUCAACAUCAAGUACAGACAGUUCACUGCCGAGAUGCUCCAGGAGUUGAUCUCACAUUCGUUGUACUGCAGCCAGUAUGUCAAGUAUGAUUGCUACAAAGCGCCUUUGGAGUUGCACAGUGCCACUUGGUUCCUGAGUUCGAAGGGAACUACCGUUGACUACAUUGGGAACGUCAACAGGGGCUCCUGUCCUUGCGGAAUGAACAGGACUUGCGUUGACUCGAAUCUGAGCUGCAACUGCGAUGUUCUGGCUGGAAACGCUGGAAAAUGGUUAUCGGAUGAAGGUUACUACGAAACCCCGGACUCCCUAGGCAUCACAGGGAUGGUAUUCUUGCAACAGAGAGAUCUCGAGGAGGAUGCGCAAGGUCGAGUCACUUUGGGCCCGUUGGAAUGCGUUGAGACGAACACGCAGAAAUACGUGGUCACGUUCACAACCUCGCAGUCCUACAUCGAAGUACCAGGCUGGCGUAAAGGAGACAUAGCCUUCAGCUUUCGUACAACCGGCGAGAAAGCCAUUCUGCUGUACCAACCACCGAUCAGGAGCAACUAUCCGUCCUUCAUGGUGGCACUCACCUCGGAGUACCGCUUGACGUUCAAUUUUACCCUGAACACUGGCACCGUGAGAGAUUUGCAGGUGAAGAGCGUACGAAAACUGAACAACGGCGAGUGGCAGAAGAUCUGGAUCGAUUACAACGACUACCAUGUCAGGUUCAUGAUCAACACCGAGUUCCAGAUGGUUGACCUGCUCCCUGAGGAGGAGUUCGGACCCUUCGAGGGUUCCAUGUUCAUCGGUGGAGCUACCGCGGAGCACUUGAGGACUUCCUCGGUCCGUCAGGGUCUCAUCGGUUGUUUUCGAGGUCUAGUCGUGAACGGUGAGAUUCUGGACAUUCACAGCUACAUGUCGGUCCACCUGUCCGAGAUUAUAAAGGACUGCAAACCCUCCUGCCAACCGAAUAAGUGCGAGAACGGCGCCAGGUGCGUAGAACUCUGGAGCAAAUUCGAGUGCGUCUGCGAGAACAGGUGGGCUCACCUUGGCACCUAUUGCGAAAGGAACAUAAACAACAAAGCUCUGACCUUCACGUCGCAAGCAGCCUUCUUGAAGAAGAACUACUUCGGGACGGAUGAACAGGACGAAGAGAAACAGUUGAUGAAGACUAUACUCUUGCAGAACAUCCUGAUCAACCUGAGAACCUACGACACUCACUCCUUGAUUCUCUACGCGAACGACCACCUGAACAACUUCGCCCACCUCUACAUCUCCAACGGGACGAGCAUCGUUUACCUCUUCAACGCUGCCAACGAGAUCAAAAACAUCACCGUCGAAUACCCAGGCGCAAACACGGGGAUCUCCGUGCAGAUCGCCAUAAUCCGAAACGAAAGGUCGACAACGUUGCACGUUAACGAGUACAACGUUACCCUGAACGCCACCCCUGUCCUGCUGGACACCUACUCCAACAAGCCCUGGACGAACCCUGAGAAAGAGGUCCUGGCACCUCAGAGGCCUCCGGCUCCGCCCAGCGACUACUUCCAGGUGAAUCUAGGAGGCUUCGACCCUGACGAUCUUCUAAGAGUUGGCAAAGAGGGAAUGCUGAUCAAAGGGUACGUCGGCUGUCUUCGUGGUCUGAUGAUAGGGGACUAUCUCGUGGACCUGCCCAGUUUAGCUAACGAGGCGAACCACGAAGGCAGCAGAGAGGUCCUGCACAAUUGCCAAAUGAAGUGCGACGCUGUGCCUUGCAAGAACCUGGGCAUCUGUACAGAGGACUUUGGCAGACAGGAGUCCUCGUGCAACUGCGAGCUGACCUCCUAUUUUGGGGAGAAUUGUGCCGAUGAAAAGGGAGCAGACUUCAGCGGCGAGAGCGUUCUUCAGCGCGAGUUCGACAUCGUGGGGGAAGUGAGCCAGGUGAAGGUCCAACUGGCUUUCUCGACCAACGAGCUUCGACAGCACACCACGUCGCUUCUGCUCCUGCAAACGGAGAACAAAAGAAGCUACUACCUCCUGGUUGCCUUGACGUCGGAGGGCCAGCUGAUAUUCGAGGAGGACAGGGAAGGUUCCGCGUACGGAGUGCGACUGAACGACAGGAACUUCCUGAACGGGGCUCGUCACAGUGUCUACUAUGUUCGCGACAACCAUACAGCUACCCUGUUGAUCGACCGCGAACCGGUCCAGCUGCUGCCGAUCCCCGUGCUGAAUCUUGGCGACGACGAAGACGACACUCCAGGCGUGACGGAGAUUCAACUGGGCGGUUUGAACACGUCGGACUCUCGGUUCAGCGUGUACAAAGGAUACACCGGCUGUCUCAGCAACGUCGUGGUAUCGAUCAACGGAGGUCCUGGCAUGAAGCCACUCGAGGAAUAUAUGCUCUUUACGAAACAGGGAAGUGAAACCGUGAGAGCGACGAUGCCUGCUGGCGUCAGGAGCGCUCAGUGCGCGGUCUUUCACGCCCAACCACGUGGCCUCGACCCGCCUAGAAACGAUAGCGUGGGACGCGACAAAGCCUGGGUGGAGGACCCGCCCGAGAAGGUGGUAUACAAGUCCCAGUACGCCGACGCAACGCAGGAAGAACAGGGCGCGGGUACUUACAUCUUCAUAGGGCUGUGCUGCGUAUUCGUGACAGCGGUGAUCGGUUGCAUCUACGAGGUAUGGCGAAGCGCGAGGAAGGAUCGCCGCAACAGCAGAAGAGCGUCGGUGGUAUCGGGAACGUCCACGGCGGCGACGUCCAGCUCUCAACGAUGGCAGUCGCCGCAGUACGCGGAAUCGGUAACGACUGGGGUGAAAACGGUGGGCUUCAAGAACGUGAACGAAGACGAGAUGAGACCUAACGGUACGCACAUGAAGCCAACGAAAGAGUACAAACCAGUGCCCAACGCGGAGUCGAAAGACUCAGUUAACGAUAAAAGGGUACAUAUCAAAGCAGAUGAGGAACCAGAGAAGAAGGAGCUCCUAGGGGUAAAUACAGGCAUCAUCACUAAACCUCCGAAACCAAAUCCAUUCUCUAUGGAGGACCUCCAAGAGGAACCCGAACUAGAGGAAUGCGAAGAAGAGGAGGCAGGCGAGGAAUACGAAGACGAAGAGGACGAAGAGGACGACACGAAAUUGCAGAACCAAGACGAGGAGGAGGAUCAACCGAAAACAGAAAUUACAGACGACAAAGAUUUCGCGAAGUCGGCAAACACGCACAUUGUUAACGACAAACAACGAUCGACAAUCAAAGAUACGUCUCCAGAUCCUGCGAGGCCUUUGAUUCUCAAUCUGCAACCAAUCUAUCUAUCGGACGAUCUGAGAACCUUUGGAAGUCCACUCAACUAUCUUGGUGCACCGAAAUUUCAACCGAGAAACAGGAACUCUAUAGAAUCAGUAUUAUCCCUGGACUAAUCAUUAAUUCCCAGCGGAAUAAUUACACGAAAUCUUUUCUACUUUUACGGACAAUCAACGCUGAUACAAAGGACAAGGAUGAACAACCUUAAUUCAUUGUUACCGAGAAUUUGAACAGAUGUAUUCAAACAAGGAAACUUUUUGAAACUGUGAGCGCACGAUAUACGAGAACGAAUUCCUAGAAUAAAUUGUUUUAACAUAGUCUCGAAACUUGCAAUGGCAAGAUUAUAAUAUUAGCGAUAGAUGAUGCAUACAUUUCGAGUAUGAAAAUGUAGAUCGAGAUCAUCAACGUGAUUCUUUUCGUACUGAACGUCCAUCGAGGGAGGUACUUGUUCACAUUUCACGCGAUUAUCGAAAGAAAAUAAUAAAAUUAUUUCUGAUACGUUU